Messenger RNA from Nannizzia gypsea CBS 118893, 822 nucleotides. RefSeq lists its product as hypothetical. Gene Ontology annotation, molecular function: oxidoreductase activity, acting on NAD(P)H, oxygen as acceptor. The transcript has 2 exons. NCBI's taxonomy places the organism in Eukaryota, Fungi, Ascomycota, Eurotiomycetes, Onygenales, Arthrodermataceae. The record is from RefSeq and is a predicted model, not a curated record. Bases 1 to 822 code for a protein of 273 amino acids. Gene Ontology annotation, cellular component: intracellular anatomical structure.
AUGCCGAGCGAUUCUACCCCGAAAUACCACCAAAAGGUGUAUCCUAAUUUUAGCUUGAAGAACAAAGUAUACAUCGUUACCGGGGGCGGUAGAGGCUUAGGCCUUGUGAUUGCAGAGGCAAUGACUGAGGCGGGAGCCGAGGUUCAUUGCUUUGAUGUACUGCCCGAGCCCGAUUCAGAGUUCUAUGUAUCCCAGGAAAUCGCAAACACUGACCAUAUUGGCUCGCUACACUACCACCAUGUUGACGUCCGUGAUUUGAAACAUCUCGAGGAAGCGGUUGAUCGGGUCGCGGGCCAUUCCGGUCGGAUUGACGGCCUUGUGGCUGCUGCUGGAAUUCAGCAGCUCAAAGAUGCAAUUGACUUCACCCCGGAAGAUGUUACCAGGAUGUUGGAUGUGAACUACACCGGACUGUUCAUGACGGUUCAGGCAGUUGCUCGACAUAUGAUAGAAUCAGGGACCCGAGGCUCGAUAGUCCUCGUUGCUAGCAUGAGCGGCUUCGUAGCAAACAAGGGCCUUCAUUCAGCCACUUACAACUCUUCCAAGGCGGCGGUCAUCCAGCUUGGCCGCAAUCUGGCAAUGGAAUGGGGUCCAAAGGGUAUCCGUGUGAAUUCUCUCUGUCCUGGACACAUCAUCACUCCUAUGGUCGAGAAAAACUUCGAAGAAGUUCCAGAGCUCAAGGAGAUUUGGAUAAAGGAGAGUAUGUUAGGCCGACUAGCUCGACCUGAAGAGUUUACUGGAGCGGUUGUUUUCAUGCUGAGUGAGGCUAGUAGCUAUAUGACCGGCAGCUCGCUCGUGAUGGACGGUGGCCAUACAGCCUGGUAA